CCCUGCUGGAGCACAUUUCCAAGCUUUGGGAGAGCACUACACACCUUUUUAAAAACCUAGUAAGUGUUUUUAGUGAGGAUUAAUCAAGGGCGAUACCCAAUACUAUAAUACCCAAUUCUAUAAGAAUAUAGGAAAGCUUUGUUUUUUUCUUUGUUCACACGGCUCCAUCUGAGUAAGGCAGAAUUAUAUUUGCAUCAAAUAAAUUCAGUCUGUGCGGCUUUCGGUCAGGCACUGCCCAGGAAACAAGAAGUGGGAAGUUGCACAGUUGGAUGGGAGUCAGCAAAAAAAAAAUGUAAGUCUGGAUCACUUCUGAUCGCAUCGAGACACAAAAAAGAGACUGGCCGAGAUGAGUGUGGAUUACAGAGAAUACGAUGAUUACACUGCGGAUAACGAGACCGAGAAAAACUUCACCAAAUUCGGCCCGCUGAACUUCAGCGGUCCUCGGUCUGCUUUCACGUCUCUUCUGGUGGCUUUCAACGUCGUUAUUUGUGUCGUGGGCCUGGCGGGGAACUCGCUGGUGAUCUGGAUCUGUGGAUGGAAGAUGAAAAGAACCGUCCCCACCACUUGGUACAUGAGCCUGGCCAUCUCCAACUUGCUGUUUUGCAUCUUCCUGCCCCUGGAACUGAUCUACAUGAUGACCUCGCACUGGCCCUUUGGACUGGUGCUGUGUAAGCUCAUGUCCUCCGCUCUGUUCCUCAACAUGUACAGCAGCGUCUUUCUCUUGGUUCUGAUCAGCGUCGAUCGCUGCGUGGUGGCGUCCUUUCCCGUGUGGUCGCGCAACCACCGCACGGUGCGGCGGGCCUCUGCGCUCGUCGUCCUCACCUGGCUCCUCUCGGCGCUCCUGACCUUGCCCUCGCUGAUCCACCGGCGCACCGCCCCGCACGGAGCCGUCACCCUGUGCGUCAUGCAUUACGCCGACGUGCCCGGACACAAGGCGGUGGUGCUCACUCGCUUCACCUGCGGGUUCCUGCUCCCUUUCCUCGCCAUCGUACUGUGCAGCACGGUGCUCGGCGCCAAGCUAAGAGGCAUGAGCAUCAAGUCCACCAAGCCCUACAAGAUCAUGGCGGCGCUCAUCUUGUGCUUUUUUGUCUGCUGGGUUCCUUACCACACGUUUGUCCUCCUGGAGAUACACAUGAAGUCCCGCACCCUGGAGAGUUUUCGCACCGGGAUGAAAGUAGGGGUGACUCUGGCGGCCUCAAACAGCUUCGUAGCCCCGGUUCUCUACAUUUUCGUCGGAAACGAUUUCAGUCAAAUCCUGAGGAGCUCGCUGACGCAGAGGUUUGAGUCGGUGAUGGCGGAGGAUUUUCGUACCGGAGGCCUCGGUUACUGGCGGGAUCAGCCGCAGCAAGCUGUUUGAUUGGACGCACAAAACAUGUCAGUCAUUGGGAUGGUUCCAUGAUUCCUAGUAUUCCUUCUGUGAAACAAAUUGUUUUGGUGAAAUACAUAGUAUUAACCUAACCCGGGGGUCUGCAACCCGCGGCUCUAGAGCCUCUAAAGAGGUCUUUAGCGCCGUAAAAAUCUAUGAUGGGGGAAACAUAUAUUUUUAGUUUUAAUAUGGUUUCUUUAGAAGGACAAACCUGACACAAACCUUCCUAAUUGUUAGCAAUCCCACUGUUUAAAUUAAACAUGCUUCACUGAUUAGAGUAUUUGGCGAGCGCCGUUUUGUCCUGCAAAUUUUGGCGGUCCUUAAACUCACCGUAGUUUGUUUACAUGUACAACUUUCUCUGAUGCUGCCACUCCUUUGUCUCAUUUUGUCCACCAAACGUUUUUUUACUGUGCGUGAACACACAAAGGUGAGCUUUGUUGAUGUUAUCGACAUGUGUGGAGUGCUAAUCAGGCAUAUUUGGUCAGUGCAUGACUGCAAGCUAAUCGAUGCUAACAUGCUAUUUAGGCUAGCUGUAUGUACAUAUUCCAUCAUUAUGCCUCCUUUGGAGGUAUAUCUGAGAUCAUUAAAUUUCCUUUACUUAUCUCCUCUGUGUAUUUAAUUUAUAUCUGCAUGUCGCAUGGCACAUUACACAUUAUAUGUAAUAUUGGCUGCAUUUCGUAUAGUUGUUUGUGUGCCAUGUUGUUCCAGACCACAGCAAACGCUACCCGGCUUGCAAAGAUUGUAAGAAAUCCAUUGGAAGAACACACACACUCAUCCAUACCUUUAGCCAUUCUAAGACAGUCAUUUCCAGGAUUUAUCUCACCGUCUGAGAGGCCUCUGUUUUAUUAAUGUUUUCCAAUGUUGUAAAAAUGUGUAGAAUAAAUAUUACAUUUCAACAUUUAUGUUAACGAAGAUUUGUGUCAGCCGACACAUCAUCAUUUAAUUAGUAGGCUAUUAUAGCUAAUAUAGACACUUAUAUAAUGUGUUGCCCAUAAUAAGAUCUAUAUAAGGCUUUUAACUUUUUGCAGCUCCAGGCAGAUCAUUUUUUCUCCUUCAACAUUUUGGGUUGCCGACCCCUGGCCUAACCUUAAUCCUUUGGUGCUCCUUCAACUUAAUUGUGAAAAGAUGCUGUUUACAAUCAAUAGCGUUUAAUUUUUAUACUCCAGCCACUCUCUUCCUCAUCCGACACGGAUCACAUGACGUCACAAAAACACGGUCUGAAAAAGAUCAUGAUUUUACUCAUCAGUUUAACAGCAACAGCAUCUUCCAUUUUUAAAAUAAUUGUGUUCAUGAAAAUAUAUUUUUUCCCGCAUGCGUACUAGGUCGCGUUGCGCCGACGGACGGAAGGAGGGAGGGGGUCUUAAACGACCAUUGUGUGUGUGUGGACACGGAUAAGGUUAGGUGGGAUUUACCCUGGAUAACCUUAGUGUAGAAGGGGCUUAAGUAUUCAACAAUGAGUGAGGAGACACCGACUGGUGUGCUCACUGGCAAAUACAGCCUGAAAUAACUUUAGAUAAAACGCUGUGCAAAUAAAUGACAUGCACUUAAGUAAAAUGCAUAAAAACGUUCCUGGAUUGAUUGAUUGAUUGAUUGAUUGAUUGAUAGAUUGCACAGUACAUAUUCCGUACAAUUGACCACUAAAUGGUAACACCCUAAUAAGUUUUUCAACUUGUUUAAGUCGGGGUCCACUUAAAUAAAUUCAUGGUACAAAUAUAUACUAUCAUCAUAAUGCAGUCAUCACACAAGUUAAUCAUCAGAGUAUAUACAUUGAAUUAUUUACAUUAUUUACAAUAUUUACAAUCCGGGGGUUGGAAUGAGGAGGGUUUAGUUGAUAUCAGCACUUCAGUCAUCAACAAUUGCAUCAUCAGAGAAAUGGACAUUGAAACAGUGUAGGUCUGACUUGGUAGGAUAUGUACAGCAAGCAGAGAACAUAGUGAGUUCAGAAAGCAUAAGAACAAGUAUAAACAUUUGAUUAUUUACAUUUGGUUAUUUACAAUCCGGGGAGGUGGGAUGUGGAAGGGGGAAGGUGUUAGUCAAGGGUUGAGGUUGACUGGAGGUGUUGUUUUAGUGCGGUUUUGAAGGAGGAUAGAGAUGCCCUUUCUUUUACACCUGUUGGGAGUGCAUUCCAUAUUGAUGUGGCAUAGAAGGAGAAUGAGUUAAGACCUUUGUUAGAUCGGAAUCUGGGUUUAACGUGGUUAGUGGAUGACAAUAAAAUUGCACUUGCGUACAAACAUUGUAGUCUUUUCUUCAACAAAUGCUAACGUGAGUAAUUUAAUCCUAACUCGAAAAUGUGAAUAGUCUGAUUUUUUAUUAAAUUACCUUUUAACAGCCUUAUUACUAGGGCUGUAAAUCUUUGGGUGUCCCACGAUUCGAUUCAAUAUUGAUUCAUGGGGUCACGAUUCGAUUCAAAAUCGAUUUUUUUUUUCCAUUCAACACGAUUCUCGAUUCAAAAACGAUUUUUCCCCAAUUCUCUAUUCAUUCAAUACAUAGAUUUCAGCAGGAUCUACCCCAGUUUGCUGACAUGCAAGCAGAGUAGUAGAUUUUUGUAAAAAGCUUUUAUAAUUGUAAAGGACAAUG
This is a messenger RNA of Entelurus aequoreus (snake pipefish), 3943 nucleotides long. RefSeq names its product C3a anaphylatoxin chemotactic receptor-like. The record is from RefSeq and is a predicted model, not a curated record. Gene Ontology annotation, molecular function: G protein-coupled receptor activity; complement receptor activity. Bases 347 to 1357 code for a protein of 336 amino acids. Gene Ontology annotation, cellular component: plasma membrane. NCBI's taxonomy places the organism in Eukaryota, Metazoa, Chordata, Actinopteri, Syngnathiformes, Syngnathidae. The transcript has 2 exons. Gene Ontology annotation, biological process: phospholipase C-activating G protein-coupled receptor signaling pathway; regulation of calcium-mediated signaling; complement receptor mediated signaling pathway.